GAGGAACGCCUCCCCUUCGCACGACGUAUCCGGCGGCGCGGCGCAGGCGCGAUGGGGAAGAGCGAGCUGAAGGCCAUGGCGAACCGGGCGAAGGCCAAGGGGCUGCAGAAGCUGCGGUGGUACUGCCAGAUGUGCGAGAAGCAGUGCCGCGACGAGAACGGCUUCAAGUGCCACUGCUCGUCCGAGUCGCACCAGCGGCAGAUGGCCGUCUUCGGCCAGGCCCCCGACCGCGCCGUCGACCGCUUCUCCGGCAAGUUCCUCGACGCGUUCCUCGCCCUCCUCCGCCACGGCCACCGCGGCUCCCGCGUCGCCGCCACCGUCGUCUACAAUGAGCUCGUCGCCGACCGCCGCCACGUGCACAUGAACUCCACGCGCUGGGCCACGCUCUCCGAGUUCGUCGAGUUCCUCGGGGGCGAGGGGCUCGCCAAGGUCGAGCACACGCCCAAGGGCUGGUUCAUCGCCUACAUCGACGGGGACUGUGAGCAGGCCGUCAAGGCCGGGCUCAAGCGCAAGAGGGUCCUGUCCGAGGAGCUCGUGAUUGCCCGGCAGAUUGAGCGUGCCCAGAAAUCCAUGGCCAAGGCUAAUGGCGAUGACAAUGGCGACCUCGGGAAGAGCGAGGAUGAGUAUUCGGGAUCAGGGGACGCUGAUCAAGAACGACAAGGACAACGACAGGAGGAUGCCAAAGAGAUCAACAAGGCAACGGGAAAGGUUGCGAUCGCACUCCGGCGCGCCGCUCCGGCAAUGCCUGAGGUUAAGCCAGAGAUGAAAUUUGGCUUGGAUGAAGAGGAGGAGGAGGCGACCAACAAGGGGAGAGACGCAGGGAAAGCAAAGGACACGAGGAGGUCGGCCAUUGAUGAUCUGAUGGAGGAGGAGAAGGCCAAGGAGCGGAGCAACCGGAAGGACUACUGGCUGUGCCCUGGCAUAGUUGUCAAGGUGAUGAGCAAAUCACUGGCUGAGAAGGGGCACCACUACUACAAGCACAAGGGGCUGGUGAAGAGGGUGAUAGACAGGUACGUCGGCGAGAUCGAGAUGCUGGAGAGCAAGCAUGUCGUCAGGGUCGACCAAGAUGAGCUCGAGACCGUCAUCCCGCAGAUCGGCCGCCUGGUACGUGUCGUCAAUGGCGCCUACCGGGGGUCGAACGCGAGGCUGCUCUCGGUGGACACGGAGAGGUUCUCUGCCAGACUGCAGGUUGAGAAGGGCCUCUAUGAUGGGAGAAUUCUCGAGGCCGUCGAGUAUGAGGACAUCUGCAAGGUUGCUUAAGACAAUGUACUGUAUGUAGUACUGCAUACUUUGUUUCAGACAAUGUAGUUUACAAAGGGUACAAUACAAGGAAGCAAAUUGUGGUAAAA
Molecule: messenger RNA, 1349 nt
Organism: Triticum dicoccoides
Lineage: Eukaryota; Viridiplantae; Streptophyta; Magnoliopsida; Poales; Poaceae
Product: KIN17-like protein
Exons: 1
Coding region: 52-1260 (402 amino acids)
Biological process (GO): DNA damage response; DNA replication
Cellular component (GO): nucleus
Molecular function (GO): double-stranded DNA binding
Source: RefSeq, a predicted model, not a curated record